Messenger RNA from Psammomys obesus (fat sand rat), 1977 nucleotides. RefSeq names its product carboxylesterase 4A (gene Ces4a). Lineage: Eukaryota; Metazoa; Chordata; Mammalia; Rodentia; Muridae. The record is from RefSeq and is a predicted model, not a curated record. The transcript is spliced from 14 exons. The coding region runs from base 1 to 1692 and encodes 563 amino acids.
AUGGCGGAACCUGGCUGGAGAAUGAAGUGGAUUCUGGGCUUGAGCCUCACCCUGUGCCUCACAGUCCAGGCAGCUUUAGGUGCUUUGUACGCCAAGGAACCUCUCGUGGUCACCAAACAGGGGAUCCUACGAGGAAAGGAAAUGCAUGUGGGAAACGUACCCAUCCGAGUCUUCCUGGGAGUCCCCUUCUCCAAACCUCCUGUGGGCGCGCGCAGGUUUGCUCCUCCAGAGCCCCCACAACCCUGGAGUGGUAUCAGAGAGGCCACCACCUACCCACCUUCGUGCCUUCAGGAAACUUGGGGGCAGAUAACUUCCCUGUACCUUAGCACGCGGAAACAGUACGAGUGGCUGCAUUUCAGUGAGGACUGUCUCUACUUGAACGUGUAUGCUCCAGUGCUUGCACCUGGGGACCCUCUGCUGCCGGUAAUGAUUUGGUUCCCCGGAGGUGCCUUCCUCGUCGGCUCGGCUUCCACCUACGAAGGCUCAGAGCUGGCCGCCCGGGAGAAAGUGGUGCUGGUGAUGCUGCAGUACAGGCUGGGCAUCAUGGGCUUCUUCAGCACCGGCGACAGCCAGGCCCGCGGGAACUGGGGGCUGCUGGACCAGAUAGCCGCUCUACACUGGGUGCAGGAAAACAUCGAGGCCUUUGGUGGAGACCCAGACCGUGUAACACUGUUUGGCCAGUCGGCGGGAGCAAUGUGCAUCUCAGGACUGCUGAUGUCACCCCUAGCCCAGGGUCUGUUCCAUCGGGCCAUUUCCCAGAGUGGGACUGCCAUACUGAAAGUCUUCAUCACUCAUGAUCCACUGAAGACAGCCAAGAAGGUUGCUCACCUGGCUGGCUGCAACCACAACAGCACAAAGAUCAUGGUAGAAUGCAUGAGGGCUCUAUCGGGGGACCAGGUGAUGCAUGCGUCCAAGAAGAUGACAUUCUUUCAUGUCAACACCCAGAAAGAACCAAAAGAUAUUGUAUGGUUCCUGAGCCCUGUGGUGGAUGGUGUGGUGUUCCCAGAGGACCCCGUGGUGCUCCUGACCCGUGGGCAGGUUACACCUGUGCCCUACAUCCUCGGUGUCAACAACGGGGAGUUUGAGUGGACCUUGCCUUUUAUCAUGAAGUUCUCACUAAAUCGGCAUGUAAUGAACAAAAUCUACCUCAACAAACUGCUCUGGAGUGUCAGCAUGCUUCUGAACAUCACUAAGGAGCAGGUCCCACUGGUGGUAAAAGAGUACUUGAACGAUGCCGCCAACAAACAUGACUGGAAGAUGUUCCGGAACCACCUAAUAGACAUGGUUGGAGAUGCCACCUUCGUGUACUCCACACUUGAAGCCGCACACUACCAUCGGGAUGCUGGCUUCCCCAUCUAUCUGUAUGAGUUCAAGCACCAUGCACCAGGCGUAAUUGUCAAAACUCGGAGUAAUGUAGCAGACCAUGGAGACGAGAUCUCCUAUAUCUUCGGAGGCCCUUUCUCCAAAGGCUCAUCCACAGGUGAGGAAAAGGAAUUCAGCCUCCAGAUGAUGAAAUACUGGGCCAACUUUGCCCGCACUGGGGACCCCAAUGACGGAAAGCUGCCCUACUGGCCACGCUUUGACAAGGAUGAAAAGUACCUGCAGUUGGAUUUCGAUAUGAGAGUGGGUGCGAAGCUCAAGGAGAAAAAGAUGGCAUUCUGGAGAUGGCUGCACCAGGCUCAGAGAUCAUAGAAACACCAGCCAUACUGAGAGUGACCAAGCAAAAGGGGACUAUCCUACCAUCCCACCUCAAGAAGACUGGUCCUGCAUACAUCUGAAGACAAGAGUCCUGUAGAAGACAAGAGAUCUGUAGAAGCUCCUGACUGCCUUCAGGCUAAAGCUAGAGCCCUAGCCCACCAUUUGGGGCUGAGCACCAUCUGUCCAGCCUGACAUCCCGUGACACCCUGUAUUUCACUAUCUAAACCAGGCCAGGGCCUUUCAUCACACUGUGCUCCACUCCUCCCAGGCCCAGCCUCA